AUGGAGCAACAAGGAUCACCAGCUUCCCAAUUCUUCCAGUCCCCAGCCGACUCUCUCAUGUCAGCUCCUGAAGACGCCUACACAUCACUAUUCGCAGCUACCACCCCUAGCGCAACUUCAACAGUGAACCCCAUGGACAUGUUGACACCAAAGUCCUACAACAACGAUGACUCUCUACUACCAAUGAUCAAGCAGGAGGAGGGCGUUGGAUCAACACCAUCCCCUUCUCCAGCCCCUGAGAAGAAGACCACCAAGAAGAGAAAGUCGUGGGGCCAAGUCCUCCCUGAGCCCAAGACAAACCUCCCUCCUAGGUAUGAACCAACGACAACUGAAGAUGAUGUCACGAAUGGUUCCACUAACUUCCCACACAGAAAGCGAGCAAAGACCGCUGAUGAAAAGGAGCAACGCCGAGUUGAGCGUGUUCUACGGAACCGUCGCGCGGCUCAGUCCUCUCGCGAACGCAAGAGGCUGGAGGUUGAGCAGCUGGAGCAGAAGAACAAGGACCUUGAGGCUGCCAUCCAACAGGCUGAGCAGAUGAACGCCAGGCUCAUGGAUGAGCUUGCACAGAUGCGAAAGGCCAAUGGUCUUCCCCCUCUGUCCCAGGAGCUCUUCACCCCCCAGACAACACAUCAGCCAGCGGAGACCAUGGUAUCUCCCAACGCCACUGUCGACCCAAUGGCACUAUCCCCUUGUCUAUCACCCGUCCCCGAAGAAUCUGAAGAGACCAUCAAACAGGAGCCGGCCAAGGAGACAACCCUGGAACAGUCUGAAAACACCUCUCCCGACCUGACACAACUGUCACAUGUCGGCGGAGGUGUUGAAGACGUUCCUGUCCCAGUCACCCACAACCUUGACUCGGCCAACAUUGGCCUGGCUCCUGCCACUUCAGAUGACACUCUUUUCAGCUAUGGCGGUUCUGAAUUUCUGUCAGCGUCCAUUGACACAGAUCGUUAUCUCAUCGAGAACGGGCAUCUCUCUUCACCCUUCUCCUCAGCUUCUGACGAGCCUUAUCUGGAGUUUGACACGUCUCCGUUCACCCUCGACAACAGCUUCAACGACGAGUUGUACAACACCUUCAUCAACGACACGGACAACGGCAUCUCGACGGAGCUCCAGAAGCCAACCGACGACGCCGCUGCGAUUCUCAGCGACGAGUUCCGCAUCUACGAACUUGAGAAUCAACUCUCUUCAGAAAAUCCUAUCCAGCAGCCCCUCCCUGGCGCGUCCUCUAUUGGAUGCGACGUUGGUGGCAUUGCGGUUGGUAACUAA
Fusarium musae is the source of this 1269-nucleotide messenger RNA. RefSeq lists its product as uncharacterized. The coding region runs from base 1 to 1269 and encodes 422 amino acids. Gene Ontology annotation, molecular function: DNA-binding transcription factor activity, RNA polymerase II-specific. NCBI's taxonomy places the organism in Eukaryota, Fungi, Ascomycota, Sordariomycetes, Hypocreales, Nectriaceae. The transcript has 2 exons. Gene Ontology annotation, biological process: positive regulation of transcription by RNA polymerase II. The record is from RefSeq and is a predicted model, not a curated record.